This is a messenger RNA of Heterobilharzia americana, 7930 nucleotides long. NCBI's taxonomy places the organism in Eukaryota, Metazoa, Platyhelminthes, Trematoda, Strigeidida, Schistosomatidae. The record is from the annotation of a GenBank genome assembly.
AUGAAAAAUUCUAAACAGUUUUCUUUACUUCAGUGGGGAUUUCAUAGAUUUUACAGUUAUAGAUAUUAUAUAUCAGUUAAUAAAAUUUGUUAUUUCCAUUCACAUUCUGUUUAUCAUGCAAAAUCAUUUGAUGACCGUGCAAAUCAUCAAACAUCUCAAGAGAUUUUCGAUAUUGACGCGCUGACAACAAAAAGAUUGACAAGCAUGUACAAGCAGACAUUCACCUGGAAAUCUUCAAUUAAACGUAUAUCACUAAAACGUAUCUAUUGUUUAUGCACUAUGGUAACACGAACCUGCUAUCAGACUACUAUUAAUACUACUAAUAAUCCUGUCACCUAUAAUACCCAUCAGCAACCUGUUUCAUAUUUCACACCGAAAGCGGGUCACUUUGGAAAACAAUGGAAAAGUUAUCAAAAUUUAGAUGAACCUCGAUUACUGAAUCGUCAUGUAUCAGAUCAAUACAUAGCAGCGGCACUUUUCAGUGGUUCUUGUAAAAACCUCUCCAAGAAAGGAUACAAUAUUACCAUUAAAAUCGACAACAGUAAAAGUGACCAUAAUAAUCAUAAUAACAAUAAUAAUCACAGUAGUAGUAACUAUAGUAUCAAUAGUGUAAAUAACGGUAGUCAACAUCCCUAUUUCAACAGGCAUAUUAUGUCAAAUGUAUGUGGUAACCUACAAAAUCGAAAUUUAGAAUUUAAGGAAAAUUCCUCUGCACCAAGGGUGCAUGGAAAGUUACGUGCUGCUUCUCUCCCACCUUUAUUAUCAUUGAUGACAGGAAAUUAUUCAACCCCACAAAAAUCAAUUAUUGCCAAUACUGGUAAUGCUUCACCGUCAUUGGUUAAUCCAGUGUGUCAUUCCUUUUUUCCCCCUUCUAAAUGCAAACAUGAUGGUGCAGACUGGGAGGACUGUCGUAUUAGUAUAGACUGUUUUGGUAUUAAAACAACUAACUGUAAAUAUGUUCGGCACCUACACAAAAAUUUCAACUAUCAUUUUACACCACAGUCGAACCUAUCAACAGUGAAUGAAAACAGAUGGGAAGGGUUGAAUUCAAGAUAUUAUUUGCCUUUACCAGUAAGAAUACCUUCCAUUCAUUUGGAAGGUAAAAAGUUUGACCACUGCCAGUCAAUAAGAUCGCACAGUUUAUGCGCUAGAUCUGUUCGUCUCUCGAUCAUACCAUUAAAUCCAAUCUACAAAAGAAGGUCAUCAUCAGUGAAACGAAGACAGUGUGGAAACAAUCUUCACCCAACAAGCACAAAUACAGAUUGGAUUAAUUCAGUUGACUUACACCAUUGUCGAACAGUUCUUCGUAAUUGUUGGCGUAAAAAUAUAAUUCAAAGAAUGGCCUUCAAAAUUGAUGAUUUUACAAUUCAAGAAGACCAAGUCAAAGCCGCUAAAGAUGUUUUCAAACGCUUCGACAAAAGAGGACAAGAGAAAAUAAGCACUACUGAUUUGGGUCCAGCUUUUCGUGCGCUCAACCUAACAGUUAAACCGGAUACUUUGAAAGAAUGGGCUGAUCAAGUAGACGAUGACGCCACUGGAUUCAUUGAUUUCAAUGGAUUCCUAAUCUGUUAUGGAAAGAAGUUGCAAGAAGAUCAAGACGAAAGAGAUUUACGAGAUGCCUUUCGAGUGUUGGAUAAAAAUAAACGUGGUGAGAUUGAUGUAGAGGAUUUACGGUGAGUAUUCUUUGUGUAAGACACAUUGUCGUUUUGUUUUUAUAAUUUUACGUGUCUGUGAAUUGGUCAAUAACAGAGUGUUGAUUUUGUCUUCAUUCUGACUUAUAUUUUCAAAGAAUUACUUGGUUUUGCAUGUUGUGCUAGAAAAGCAUUUCCAGUGAACACAUUACUUGGAAAUUGGUUCUGUUUGAUUUGUUUUAAACAUCAAAAUGUCUUCAAAUCGUAUUAUAUACUACCACACAGUUUUAAGGUAUUUCUGUGAUAUGAACAUGGACUAUAAAUUAUGCCGGAAAUGUUAUCUAGUUAAAUGAUACUGUUUCAUUUUGUAACAUUUCUAAUAAACAGACUGAAAUAGAAUUACAAUCCACUGCAUUACCGAAAUUCUACUAAAUUUGUUGAAAUAUUGCACAGUAGUAUUCAUCACGGACUGAAAUUAGUGACCAUUGAAAACCUGUAGAGAUUUGAUAGCUGUUUCGUCCCAGUUUGUACCCACAAUCCAGCUAAGUAUGCUAGCCAGGACUUUGAGGUUCCGCAUGAAUACAUUAACACUGAGCCACCGAGUUGGAAUCCAAUUGUUCAGAUUUUAUUGUAUCUGACUAUUCGUGAAAUAGGGCAUUUUUUCAUCCAAUGCUGAAAUAUUGUAUGCUGAGAAUUCCAUGAUGCAUGAAACACACUGUCUGGAAUGAAGUUAUUGUUAUUAAAGUGACAAGACUAAAAGAAACUCUGUGUUUUUUUCCUUCGUAUGUAUGAUCAUACAUCAAAUAAUAUGUUCCUCGAGUUAAGGCCGUACUGGGUUAUCAAGAGAACGCAUUAUGCAGCUGAGUUCAUCGUCCUCAAGACAGCAAAAAUCAUGUUUCAACACAAACCCUCAAACUGAAAAAAUGAUUAUACCACCUGGCACUGUGUAUACCAACUUGCAUGUGUGGGGCCCCACAUAUAUUAUGAAGACGAGUCUGACUAUCCAACUGAAGUUAAUGGGACAGAUCCCUCAAUGAUGGCUGGAGAAAUAACCACUCUGCAGUAUCCCUAUAAAUAUGGAUGGCAGACAGAUGUCAUAGUCUCCUCAGAAAAACACUAUGAAACGGAAAUAUACACCACUUCCAAAUUACUAUAUAUGAGCUGACACAAAACUAUUUUUGAGUUUAUGAAAGUACAACUGACCUGCACCCGUGUGUGUCCGUGUCCCUGAGAAACUUCUUCCCACCUUUAACCAUCUGUAGUAAUCUAUAUCGCAGUCCAAUACCAAGGACGCAGUGAGAAUGGCUUAUUCUUUUUUCUCCACCUAUUAUUUGAACAUCUAUAGCCUUUAUACGAAUAAUCUGACUUUAUUUCGUUUUUCCUCUUCAUAUAAAAAGCAAUGAGGAGUAAACGGAGUGACUUUAAAGACCACCCCAACAACAACUGGAAUAACUAAUCAGGCCUUUUUAUCUUAUGAAAAUCUUCCUUUCCAGCCGAAACUAAGUAGCCUAAUUGGCUAUUUCGAUUGUUGCUAAGGUGGCUUUUAAAGCAGCCCUGAAUUACAGGCAGCUGAGGUCGAAAUAACUGUUUACACUAGUGAUCAAAUUUCUGACUGAGCUAACUCUAAAAGUUAGAAGAAAUUCAAUGUUAGAUGGGAUGUUUUUGAAAGCUGAGUCUACCAAAAAGAUACUCAGCAUCACCGUUAUUUUCGACAACGUACUAUUACAGUCAGACAGUUCUUAUUUCUGAGUCAAUUAAGACAAGUUUUAUUGAAAACAGUCCUGACAGCUGUGAAACUACAUCACAUACUGACCUUUUGUUUGAACGAAGAGUCUGGAAGAGUUAUGAACUUUAAGGUCAGAGGGUAUGGAUAAAUAAGAAUAAUGUACACACAUUUAUAUAAUGUCCACUGCUUUCUGGUUUUUAUUCGGUUCAGAAAAAGUGCCUUUAAAAAUGAUUGUUUAAAGUACAGAUCAUAAGGUCGGUGAACAGAGAGACAGACAGAUCAACGUAAAAUCUGGCACAGAAGUAUAUCAGUUCCAGUUGCACUGUUUGACAACGACACAUAAGGCGUAGAUGGAUAGAAAAGUAAUGAUAGGGUGAACAAAUAGAUGAAGUUUAAUGAAUUUGCUCAAAACUUCUAAGAUAAAAAGUGGUGUGUACAUCAGCACCAUUGUUAUCGAUUUUCAGCCAUGUCACCAAGAGUCUGUAACUAGUGAUUCAUAUCGCCUUAAGUACGGCAAUCAAGUAGUUUACAUCUCCCAACAGUCAAAAACUUCAUGAACUGAUGUCAUGUCCUAGUGUGAUCACUCUUAAACUUCUAGCCCAAUCCCACCUCGGCUUACCUUGCAUACCAAGGUAGGUGGUGGCCUGCCAUGCGCAGCACGUGACUAUGUCAACCCAGUCGGUGAAGGAAUACAACCUGACCAACUGACCUUCAUUUUUUGCUUAAAAUCGUUUGUCUAACCUCGGUAUUGCUCACACGGUGAUUAGAUUAUAUGCAAGCAAUACUACAAAGACAUCUAGGGUCAAAAUAAAAUACAACAAAAGCAGUAAUGUGUAUAAGUUGCGCAUAAUUGGUACAAGAUGCUACUUCAAUGCUAAUCUGCACUGAUCCUAAGUUUAACAGCAGAUUAAGAAUAAUAGUUACCACAACUCCUCAGAAAGCCUAAUCAGCUCUGUUGAGAUAAUUGAUAGUGGAAUCUCAACACAACCUAUUUUAUAUUUACCAUCCGGAUACCUAUCGAAAAUCGUAAAUACAUUACAGUAUUUCACUCAGUUGAACGUAAUAUUUAUUGGACGAUCUAAAAAUAUAAUGGCUGAAAGUGUUCUUAGAAUAAUUUUAAUGUGUAACGAAAACAAUAAGUGGGUAGUUCUCAAGUUAGACUGGAGUUUUAGACAUAAAAAAAAGGUUAAUUAAUGAACAUGUUAAUAGACACCGGGUAAUGUGAACUUGAUGACUAUUAUGUACACCAAACCACGUGAUAUCGCAAUAUGUGAUGAUACCUGCAGUAACAGUAAGUAAGUGAACGCUACUUACCAUCCACUUACAAAACUAAUAAGGACUCGUUUGAACCAUAUGGCGAGAAAUCGACAUACUGAUUUAAUCAGUCGAAUAGCGGUUACUUAAAAUCGGUUACGUAUAAAUAAUUCAACUUACUUUUGUAUACAAUUAGUGUAUCUAUUAAUUCCAAGUCAUGUCAUGCUCGGUCUCUGUUCCAUUUCUGAUAUUUUCCAUUUUUCACUGGCUAACUCUUCAUGCAAUUAAAAUAUUGAUAUUAUUAUUCCCAUCCAUCGGAAAACCACUGGGAAAUAAGGACUAUCUUAUUUCCAGUAACAUCUUUCGUUUUUGCAUACACAUCUAAAGAGAUUUCAAUUUUUCCCCAAUUACAGUCACAAACUGUUAAAACUAGUAACUAAAGUAAUUUCAUGAAAUUCGUUGAUGAAAGAAAUCUUAGGUUUAAUUGACUUAGCCACUAUAUUAUUUUAGUGAUAUACUUUAAUCUACUUAUAAGUAGUAUUACUGUUUAAAGCUGCAUUACUGUAACUUCAUUGGAUUUUAGAUGGAUUCUGAAAGGUCUUGGAGAUGAUCUUACCGAAGAAGAAAUUGACGAUAUGAUCAGAGAUACCGAUACUGACGGAUCUGGGUUCGUCGAUUUCGAUGGUGAGUCCUGACUCCGUAUAAAGAUUCACGUGUUUCUGCAUAUAUGGUAAACAGGAUUACUAGUUCUAAGAAAAUAAUGAGUGGAUGUAUUACUUUUGACUCGGAGAAUUCAAACUGUAUUUGCGCUACACAUAGGAAUAUCCAAUAAACUCAGAAAAUGUCACUUAAAAAAGUAACACGGGUGUCCACUAUCGUGUUUUUCCUGUAACAGAACAGCAGCCAUCAACUUCACAGUGACAUACUUUAGGAAUAAUUAUUCAGGUAUACGCUAAUCUUAUCCAGUAACCAUUGCCGAAAACUAGAGGAUAAUGAUGUGAAAUUGCAACAUUUCGUUCCGUACACCAAUUCACAUAAUAUGAAUAUUAUUAACCAGUUUACUGAAGUCGCCUUACUAGUUGAGAAUUGACAGUGGUCUAACUUCUCGAAGUUGUAUUUCUACAAUAGUGAUUAUGAUUUCUGCUUAAAAAGAUCUAUGAAACGAAAGAUGUUGAAGGUUGAAGUAGCAUCUGAAACCAAAAUGGUUGGUUUUUUUCCUAAAGAAAAGAAAUGGUUAACCGGUAGGCAGUGUAACUAACCCGGUACUAACACCCUGCUUAUUAGUAGGCUUUCCCAAGAGGAGCCACUUUCAUCAAUGUUUUUUCUAACUUCAUUAGACGUAGAUUACAGAAAACUCCAAACCAUCUGUGUGUUAUCUCCUAAACCCUACAGGUCAGUAGUGCUGGAGGUUAGUAACAAUUCUACCAGCAACUGUCAAACUGUACACAUGUCGAUAUUCCAACGAUCUGAGUAGUUUACAACAAGUAACUGCAAACCAUCUAAAUAUCCUGAUGGAAAUGGUCCACUACAGUGCACAUAUGAUGACCUCUGUUACUCGCGAACACCUUAGUGUAGUGAAAAAACAUAGUACUAAUGAAGAAACAGAAGCAACUCGACCAGAGAAUGUUUUCUACGAACAAUUGAACUGGUACUGGUUACAUAUAGCACUUCUUGCAAUAACGCAACCAUUUGCAAAUGUCUUCGUUUCCUCUCCGUUCCUGUCUUGAUUUGCUCUUGACCGACUCUUCAUACACUCUUAUCAGCAGCAUCCUCUGUAAUACGCCUGUGUUGUCCCCUGCGUUGCUCUUGGCAGAAACCUUACCCAUUGCCGGUAAUUCUCUACCCUCUCGAUAUAUACUACUUAUAUCCGUUGUUAUCAACAACGCCCACUACACUAAGUGUUGCUGUGUGAUGAAACUUGAAUACGAACUAUGCCAUUUUAGAGAUAACUCUCACUUCAAAGUAGAUACUCAUGAAAUUCUAACCACUACACUGACAAAAGUACGUAUUAAAGCACUUUCAAAGCAUCCACUGGCCAAAAGCUUCACACUCUAUUGUCUCCUUCUCAGGGUGAUCAUUCUGUUUUUACCAUCAUGAUAGAAUUGAUCUAAUUCACUAACUAAACGUCGAUCAAAUACAGUUGGAUCAAGGUAACGUACUCAGUUUGAAAUCCUGUUUAAACUAAAACAGUUCACCAUCAAACAGGUCAAUGUAAAGUUAGCCCCGAUGCUGUCUAUGAACAAAACGAAAGCUUCACGAUUAAACCACCCAAUUUAGAGAAUGUAACAUAGCCGAAAUCAUCCACCGGAGCUACAAAUACUCUCAUUCGUUUGCGUUAACAUACUAGUUGAUUACUAAAUGACAGAGAUUAGGACUAUUAGACAGACAGACAAAGUCAACCUAGAACCUCGUACAUAAGUUCAUUCGUUCAGGUUGGUACACUUCACAGGUGGAUAGGAAAGAUUGAUGUCAAAACAGACAAGAUGCAUGGAAAGAGAACGAAUUUGAAAAUGAAGGUAGGUCAAAAACUUUAGGAGUGAAUAUAUCUUCAACAUUUUUACCGGUCUUCAGCCAUGUCACUAAGAGUCCUCAACCAAUUCAUACACUGAUGCUACAUCUUAAUUUGGUCAACCUAUUCCAACUUCCCCCAGCAUUGUUCAUCGAGGUAGACACAUCUGUUAUAACUUUCUCAGAAUCCUUAAAACUCCAUCAACCAAAGAGUUCAAAGUGUUUUUUUCAUUUGAAAUGUCAGAAAACUGAAAAUUCCUUGCUUGAUAAGUAGUGACAUAAUUGAAGACUUAGUCUGUGCUGAUAGUGUUUUCUAGCGUAGUAACUAGAUCCUUAUCUUUCUUUGGUUAAACUAUAGAAUCUAAUGAGUGCAAUACUGUUAAGACAGCUCUACUAAGCAUCGAUUCUCUUCCAUUAAACAAACACGAAAUUAUCUCCCUUAUUAAUUAAAUACAAUAGCUUUAUCCUACUAAUUGAUGUAACAACAUAUUUUCCAAUCUUUCAUCAAGAUUUUUUUUUAAUUUUAGAAUUCUACAAACUCAUGACAUCUGAAUGAAUCCUCAACUUCUGGAAUCAUCAAAACAACGAAACAAAAAAACGCUUUUUCCAACUUUCCUUUUGUAAUAUACCAAAAUGUAAUGCUUCACCGAUCACACUACAAGCACCAACACUGAUUCUCCUAUUGGACAAUCUUAGUUUUAUUUAAAUCGAUUAUUCAAGUGACUGCUUCGUAACGCUAAAUAUAUCCUACCUUAGUAAUCAAUGAUGUAGUUAUUUAUAAUCUAAAUAUACUAAACAACUGUAUUUUAUC